Acanthosepion pharaonis is the source of this 570-nucleotide messenger RNA. The record is from the annotation of a GenBank genome assembly. NCBI's taxonomy places the organism in Eukaryota, Metazoa, Mollusca, Cephalopoda, Sepiida, Sepiidae.
AUGCACCUGAAAUGGACCAGGAGAGAAUCUUUUCUUUAUCUAUCUAUCUAUCUAUCUAUUUAUCUAUCUAUCUAUCUAUCGUCUCUUCCCUAUCUAUCUAUCUAUUUAUCUAUCUAUCUAUCUCGAUCUCGACUGGAAUUUCUUCAUAUCAUUCUUUCUUCAGAUAAAUCUUCUUUUCCUACUCUCCGCAAAUUCUCCUCCUCCUCCUCCCCUCUUAUUUUUCUUCUACUUUUUCCUCUUCUACUUCAUAAUAGUGUUUUCUUUUCUGGCAAUUUUUUUCCCGUUGCUCACAUCGUUUUUUCUUACGUUUUCUUUACAUUAAUCCAUCCUUCUGUUUUUUUCCUUCUUAUCUUCAUGACGGCCAAACUGCUCCUCUUCUGUUCUCUACAACCCUUUUUUAUUGGGCAUCUCCCCCACCUUCAUUUUUCCUUUCAUCAAUUCCUUCUUGAUUUCCUUUACUUCUUUCUAUUUUUAACCCCCCCCCCGCGUUCAUUCCGCCCAUCCCGACAUUCACAUUUCUCGUCACCUCCACCUUUAUCUUUGGACCCCAAUCCUUUUUACGUUAUUUAA